Molecule: messenger RNA, 1928 nt
Organism: Cynara cardunculus var. scolymus (artichoke)
Lineage: Eukaryota; Viridiplantae; Streptophyta; Magnoliopsida; Asterales; Asteraceae
Product: threonine dehydratase biosynthetic, chloroplastic-like
Exons: 9
Coding region: 1-1770 (589 amino acids)
Biological process (GO): L-threonine catabolic process
Molecular function (GO): threonine deaminase activity; pyridoxal phosphate binding
Source: RefSeq, a predicted model, not a curated record
AUGGCGGCUAUCUCUAACCUACCUCCACUGCCUCUCCUCCGCGCCAAAACAAGACUGCAGCCUCCGGUGAUCUUCUCCGUCACUGCCAUGUCCAGACCCGCGGCAAACUCCUACUCUCCUAAAGCCACCCUUGGCGUUGUUGCUGCUCCAGCUCCACCUCCGCCGCAGACAUUGUUAGAGUUCUCACCGGAUUCUUUGCAGUAUGAACAAGGUAUGGUGGGAGCGGUGCCGGACGGUGGUGUAUCUGAGUCGUCGGUUGGUCCAAUGGAGUACUUAACCGGUAUAUUAACGUCGAAAGUUUAUGACGUGGCGGUGGAGUCGCCGCUGCAACACGCCACGAAGCUGUCGGCGCGGCUUGGUGUGGAUGUAUGGUUGAAGAGGGAGGAUGCUCAGCCGGUAUUCUCGUUCAAACUUCGCGGAGCGUAUAACAUGAUGGCAAAACUCCCAAAGGAACAACUCGCAAAUGGUGUCAUCUGCUCCUCUGCUGGCAAUCAUGCUCAAGGGGUUGCGUUAGCGGCCAAGAAAUUAGAUUGCCAUGCCGUUAUCGUUAUGCCAGUUACUACGCCAAGGAUUAAGUGGGAGUCAGUGAAGAGAUUGGGUGCGAUGGUUGUUCUUGAAGGGGACUCGUACGAUGAAGCACAAGCCUAUGCGAAAACCCGAGGUGUGAAAGAGAACCGAACCUUCAUUCCUCCAUUUGAUCAUCCACACGUAAUCGCGGGUCAAGGAACCAUCGGAAUGGAGAUUGUACGCCAAUUACAAGCUCCGAUCCAUGCCAUAUUUGUGCCUGUGGGUGGUGGUGGUCUCAUAGCUGGUAUUGCUGCCUAUGUCAAGAGGGUUUCACCACAGGUACGGAUCAUCGGAGUAGAGCCAGCCGAUGCAAAUGCAAUGGCUUUGUCAUUGCAUCAUGGCCAACGAGUAAUGCUUGACCAAGUGGGGCGUUUUGCCGACGGUGUUGCCGUGAAGGAGGUUGGUGUCGAAACGUUCCGUCUAUGCAGGGAGUUGAUCGAUGGUGUAGUUCUUGUCAGCCGUGAUGCAAUCUGCGCAUCCAUAAAAGAUAUGUUUGAAGAGAAAAGAAGCAUCUUGGAACCAGCAGGUGCUCUUGCUCUUGCUGGUGCAGAAGCUUACUGCAAUUACUAUAAGCUUAAGGAUGCCAAUGUCGUAGUCAUAACCAGUGGAGCAAACAUGAACUUUGAAAGACUCAGAUUGGUAACUGAACUUGCAAACAUCGGACGGCAGAAAGAGGCGGUGCUGACCACUUUCAUGCCGGAGCAACCUGGAACCAUCAAACUGUUCUGCAAACUUGUUGGACCGAUGAAUAUCACUGAGUUCAAGUAUAGAUGCAAUUCUGACAGAAAACAAGCUCUGGUUUUGUACAGUGUUGGCAUUCAUACGAAGCUUGAACUUGAAGCCAUGAUGGAGAGGAUGAAAUCGUAUCAACUCGAAACAAUUGAAUUCACAAACAAUGAUAUGGUGAAAGAUCAUUUGCGGCAUUUGAUGGGUGGUCGAUCAAACGUUGAAAAUGAGCUUCUUUGUCGAUUCAUCUUUCCUGAGAGGCCUGGUGCUUUGCUCAAAUUCUUGGACACAUUUAGUCCACGAUGGAACAUUAGCUUGUUUCAUUAUCGUGCACAGGGAGAAAUGGGUGCAAAUGUAUUGGUCGGGAUUCAAGUUUUGCCGGCCGAAAUGAACGAGUUCCGAUGUUCCGCCAAUGAUCUUGGAUACAACUACGAAAUCGAAUGCGACAACGAAGGAUUUCAGCUUUUAAUGCGUUGACGACUCUCAAAUAUCGGUGACCAGAAGCACCAACCAAUGGAUCGAACUUCCCAUGUUCUGCGGUUGUAGCUUGAGAUGGGGUGAUUCCAAAUAACCAUCAAACAUGAUGUAGAAAUAGAGAGAGAGAGGGGAGACAUCAAAUACAAACCGUUUCCUUU